AUGGCGCUCUCAUCCCCACGCGCCUUCCAGAGCACAUUCAAAGUGACACUCCCCGACAGACAGGUCCAAACCCCUUACCACGCACGGCGCGCUCACAAGAAGUCGAGGAAUGGCUGUCUUGUCUGUAAAGGCCGGCGGGUUAAAUGUGAUGAACGCAAACCGACAUGCCUGAGGUGUGAGAACUAUGGAGCAGCGUGCGUCUACGCUUCGUCUCAAGCUACAUCAUCAUCAUCGUCAUCGUCGCCGUCGUCGUCUAGGUCCAGCAGUAUUCUGCGUAGUGCGACUGCAAGCACAAGCAAAUCUACGCCACCAAACAACACACUAACGUCUCUGUCCAUCUCCGACAUGGUCAAUCGCGUCCGGGACACCCUAGGCAACGAUCUAGCCUUGGCUCCUCGGACAAUUGGGAAUCGCGAUGAGGCACUGGAUCUCGCAGUCGACUCGUUCCGGUUCUUCUUGACUUGUUCAGUAAACAGCAUUUCGACUCCGCAGAUCUAUCAGGUUAUGAAGCGCGAGGUGGUUCAUGUCGCGUUUGAUAAUCCGUAUUUGAUGUACACACUCCUCGGCUGCGGGGUCCUGCACAUGAACCGUGUAUCACCAGGCAACGAAUCUCGGGAGCUCGGCGAGGCGUACUUCUGGCAGCGCGCAGUGCAACUAUACUCCGCAGCACUGCAGCACCCCAUCAACCAGCAGAACAUUUCCGGGCUGAUAUCAGCCAGCAUUCUCAUCGGCGUGACCUCGCUCGCCCCGCUCAAGUUCGAGAUGCAAGACUCCUGGGUCUUUACUGGGCGAGGCAGCGACCUGAACUGGCUCGCUAUUCAAGGCGGUUUGGCGUGCAUCCUUAAACAUGCGGGACAAUACGUUCCUGGGAGUAUAUGGGGCGUGCCAUUCAGCCAGAGUCACGAGAUAGAGAGUCAACUCUUCCGCUAUGAGAUCACGAAGGGGCGGGAGGGCUUACGUCCGGACCUAGCUGAUCUAUGUGGUAUCACCGAUGAGACUGACGAGCAGACAAGUCUGUAUUGGGCCCCGAUCAAACUGCUAUCACCCUUUAUGGAACUUGAGGUCAACGCACAGAUUGCAUCGCAGUGCACGACCUGGAUGGGAAGGCUUGAACCGUCGUUCGUGAAUCUGUGUCGAGAGCGCGACCCUCGCGCCCUAGUAAUAUUUGCGUAUUGGAUGGGGCUCAUGUGUUCGAUGUCACAAGAGUCUUGGCGAUCCAGUUAUACGGCCAUUCUUGGAGUUUCCGGCGGCUGCGGCGGGCUAUACCUUGAUCUCCUUAUGAUCAAUGUUGAUACAGGCUUUAACAAGAUAUGA
This is a messenger RNA of Aspergillus nidulans FGSC A4, 1314 nucleotides long. RefSeq names its product Zn(II)2Cys6 transcription factor domain-containing protein. Gene Ontology annotation, biological process: regulation of DNA-templated transcription; DNA-templated transcription. The record is from RefSeq and is a predicted model, not a curated record. The transcript is spliced from 4 exons. The coding region runs from base 1 to 1314 and encodes 437 amino acids. Gene Ontology annotation, cellular component: nucleus. Gene Ontology annotation, molecular function: zinc ion binding; DNA binding; DNA-binding transcription factor activity, RNA polymerase II-specific. NCBI's taxonomy places the organism in Eukaryota, Fungi, Ascomycota, Eurotiomycetes, Eurotiales, Aspergillaceae.